UUAACGGCUACUUGAAAAACAAACUCUCUCUCUCAUCUUUUCAUCAUUUCUGACUUGCUUCUUCCUGUUCAUCACAAUAGCCAGAAAAUUCCAACGGUUCUAGCGCUGAACCUAAAUCCAGCGCCAGAUAUUUUAUUAUGUCUGAUUUAGAACUAAGGAAUAUGGAAGGGAUUCUUGAAGAACUGGAUGAAGCAAAAGCUGAUAUAGAGAAGCUUAGAGCAGAAUGUAAGAUGAAGGGAGAGUUAUCUGAGCAUUUGAAAAGAGUUAAUAGCGAGCAGUUUGCAAAGUUACAGGAGGCGAAUUUGAAAAUUGAGAAGCUAGCUGAAGAGGUAAAUGAAAAGGCGGAAGAAUUAUCCAAGGAGAAGAAACGUUUGGAGGAAGUUGAACGAAGUUUGGUUGAAAGAGAGUCUGCUGUAAAGCAUCUUGGUUCUAUGAAUGAUAAGCUUCGAGCUGAUGCCAACGAGAAAUUUGAAAACUUGAAAGAAGAAAUGAGCAGGCUGCUAUCGGCUUUGGAUAGCACGAAUGAGAAAUGCAUGCUUCAAGAACAGAAGAUAUGUCAAUAUGGAGAAGAAAUUCGAGGCCUCAAAGAGAAUCUCUUGCUUUGGCAAAGAAAGUGUUCAGAAGCUGAAGAACGACUUGUACAGAAUGAGGGGGGAGAAAGAGAUGAUAUACUAAUUGAUUUAAACAAUGAAAUUGCAGAACUUAAAGAUCAGUUGAAAUGGAAGACAGAGCACUUUAAACAUCUGGAAGAGGCACAUGAGAAGGUUCGAGAUCAAUUCAAGGCGAACAAAAAAGAGUGGGAGCUGGAAAAAGGUACACUGCUUGAUGAGAUCUCUUCCCUGCAGACAAGGCUAGAUUCUCAAAUGUUAAUCUCAAAAGAUCUUAAUAGCAAGUUAGAAAUGUGCCAUCAAUCCCUUGCUUACGAAGAGAGUCGACGAAAAUAUUUACAGAUUCAAGUUACUGAUUUUGAAACACGGUUUGAUAAUGUUCUUGAUGAGUGUGAACGUGCAAAAACGCAGCUGGAUGAGAUGACUGCUCAGAGGGAUAAAGAAAUAGCUACUUUAAGAAGUUCAUUAGGAACAAAAGAUUCAUUUCUCAAGGAACGUGAAUAUCAAACACGAAAGCUGGAGGAAGAAAAUCAGGAGUUGCGGAUAGCCAUUAAAGAACUCCAGGAGGAACAAAUUCAAGUAGAUGGGUGUUCGCCUUCUUUCAGAGAAUUGCAAAAGAAAAUGCAAAGCUUGGAAACUGCCCAUGGUGAAUGUACUGCAAAUCUAAGGGCUAAAGAAGUUGAAUGGACGUCUCAAAUGGAAGAAGUUUUGAGUAACUUGAACGAUUGCAAAUCUGAGCUAUGCAGAAAAGAAGCAGCAAUAAAGGAUCUUGAAGCAACGUUGGAAAGUCAUUAUUCUUCAGCAUUGCAGUUGAAGUUACAAAAUGAUGAGUUUUCUGCCAUGGUACUUGUAUUAAAUCAGGGAAUAUCGGAGGCUCAAGUUAAGCUGGCGAAAGAAGUGGCUGAAGUUUACAUGCAUGACAAGGAUAGAGAAGAGAAAAUAUGUUUAUUGAUGAAGCAGGUGGAGGUGCAGAAUGCGGCUUUGGCAAAGGCCAACAAAGACAUUGAAGAGGAACGUGACAAGGUGGCCUCUUUGAUGAUUAGAGUAGAAUCCUUGGAUCUUUUUGAGGAACAGCUUCAGCUAAUGCAGAAAGAAAUAGAUGGCUACAAGGAAUUGCUCGAGGAAUCAGCUAGGUGUCAGCUCUACUUAGAGGAGCAAUACUUGCAAAUGAAACAUGAUGCAGAAGAAAAACUUGAAGUUUGCAAUGCCUUGGGCAAGGCAAAUGCUGAACUUGCUGAAAAAGAAUCUAUUUAUGUUCGAGUUCAAUCAAUGGAGCUAAUUGAGGAGCAGUACAAAUUAAAGCUGCAAGAGCUUGAUCAGGCUAUGGAAAUACUUGAAGAAUCGUCCAGGGAUUAUCUUCUACUGGAAGAACAAGUGUUGCAAAUAGAAUGUGAUGCAAUGGAUAAACUUCAGGAAGCAUGUAAUACCUUGGAAGAAGCAAAUGCCGAACUGGAUGAUAAGAUGUGUGAAGGAAACCAAAUUGAAUUUGAAGUGCAUAUGUGGAGAUCUAUAGCUGAACAAUUACAAGUUGAUCUUGAGGAAAAUCAUAGCAAACGAAGAGAGUUGGAAGCCUCACUUCUUGAAGAAAUCCAUGAAGGAGAGAACGUUAAGCGAGAGAGAGAUAGCCUUAUUCAAAAGUUAAAUGAGAAAGACAAGAGGAUUGAAAACCUCGAGCAACAAGUUAUGCUGCUAGAGCAAGGGCUUGAAAUACUAGAACUGGAGGCCACUGCUUUGUCAGGAGCGGAAUCAGCUUCCCUUGAAUCGAUGAGGGAUAGCUUUCUUCAGACUAUACGAGAGAAGGAUGAGAUGUUAGAGCAACUCCAAAAUGAAGUUGAGUGCCUGGAGCAAGAUUCACUGAGACGAGAACUUGAAGUAGCAUUGCUAUCUCAUCUUGGUGCUGAGAGUAUGUUUGAGCUUGAGAAGGAGAAGCUAAUCCAGAUGGUAGAAAAGAAAAACCAAAGAAUAGAUAAACUCAUGCAGCUAGUACAUUCACUGGAGCAGCAAUUCAACAGCUCUUUGAUAUCUUUUUCAUCAGAGAUUAAUGAAAAGCAAGCAGAAAUUGAUAUCGUCCACCAGUUAUGGGAGAAGAUUAAUGCUGCUGAAUCUUUGGCUGUUCUUGAAACUGAAGAGAAGAAACUGAUGAUUGUGGAACUUGAGGAUAAUGUUCGUGUUAUACAGCAGAAGCUGGAGCUGCAGGAAGCAUCGUUGAGUCAUGCAAGAGAUAAAGCAAUGAAGAUUGAAGCAGAUUUGGAAGCAAAAGAGACUGAAAUGAAGAAACUGACUGAUGAAUUGAAGACAAAGCUAAGAUAUUCAGAUGUAUUAAUCGAUGAGCUCAGGAGUGAGAAAGGUAAUUUAGUGGAAGACGUGAUGAAGUUGUCUUCAGAAAAGGAAAACUUGGUGGGUAUCAUUGGGGGCUUAGGCAAUAAUAUCAGCGAGUUUUCGAAUUCAGACAGAGAAUUGAUGGUCCUUCUGGAGAAGAUAAUGCUGCUCCUCCCUUGUGCUAAUGAAUGUCAAAGCAUUGAGCUGAAAGAGAACGUGAAUUCUCCUUCAAUGAAAAGAUCUGAAGUCUCGGCUGAUGCAAGAUCGCCCUUUAGAGAGCUCAACUGUUAGCCGCGCCUGCUGACUGCAACCAGUAGCUAACAACUUCUACGGUCAGUACAAUUCUUUUGCCUCAAAAUCGCUUUGAUCUGUACAAAUUCUCUGUAUAAGCACCAAGCUUCUUUAAUUUAACGUAGUAUGGGAUCCUACUGUUUUGUACGAACAAGUGAUUAGAACAGGCUCAACUUUAUUUUUACUUAAAGAGCUAGUGUUCAAAUUUGUUUCAA
This is a messenger RNA of Cucurbita moschata (crookneck pumpkin), 3433 nucleotides long. RefSeq lists its product as uncharacterized. Bases 138 to 3218 code for a protein of 1026 amino acids. Lineage: Eukaryota; Viridiplantae; Streptophyta; Magnoliopsida; Cucurbitales; Cucurbitaceae. The transcript is spliced from 2 exons. The record is from RefSeq and is a predicted model, not a curated record.